UCCGGCGAGAGGGGCGGAAAUGACGUUUCCCUUGGAAAAAAAAUAAUCUGUUGACGUUAUACUAGGCGAUAUAAAAAGUGGGGCGAGAAUCUUCCGGGCCGGAAGUGGGGGGAUGCUGUGAGGGUUGGGGGAGGGGCGUGCGUGAAGGGGAACUUUCCGUCAGCUGGCUGAGGGAAAAGGGUCUGAGGAGGAGGAGGAGAAGUACUCGGGGCAGUGAGGGCGGCGAGUGUCUUCCGCCUGGACGGGGAAAGGGGCUGGGGAGCCUGCUAUGGACUUCCACCGGAUCCUCAUGGUGGCCUCGGAGCAGCAGGGACUCAGCGCCGUGCCGUUCCUAGUGGGCUGCUGGGGUGACAGACUGGUCUUAUUCUGAAGUGAUUGCUAGAAAACAGUUUUUGAAAUGAAGAAAAGAUACAGUUUGGCAGUAGGUCCUCCCAAAAAGGAUCCAAAAGUUAAGGGUGUUCAUUCAGCAGCUGUGCAAGCUUUUCUCAAGCGGCAAGAAGAGGAACAGAAACAGAAAGCUCUUGAGGAAAAAAGAAGAAAAGAAGAACUUCUGGCGAAGCGUGUGGAAUUGAAACAUGAUCGAAAAGCAAGAGCUAUGGCUUCUCGGACAAAGGACAAUUUCCGUGGCUACAAUGGCAUUCCUGUUGAAGAGAAAUCUAAAAAGAGGCAAGGUCGUGAAAGUAGCUCAGAUAGAAACACAGAAGGGGGUGAAUAUGUGACAGGGGACGAAAUGGAACAGUUUGAGCAUAAUCAGACAGAUUCAGAGCCUGAAUUAGAAGAGUAUGAAGAAAAGCCAUCCAAACCAUCUGUUAAACCAAAGACAUCUCUUAGAGGUGCACCUCCAGUAAUGAAUUUUCAAGAUCUUCUAAAGUUGGCUGAAAAAAAACAACAUGAACCGGUUGAAAUAAAAGUUGUGAAAAAGACAGAGGAAAGGCCAAUGACAGCAGAAGAACUGAGAGAGCGCGAGUAUUUGGAACGGAAAAAUAGAAAAGGGAUAAUAUUAAAAGAAAAGAAAACAGAAAAAGAGGUGAAAAAUGUAAUUGCAUCAAGUUCUUCCAAAAAAGACAUUCCACAAAAAGAAUUUGUAAAAGCUAAAUUGGCCAAGCCUUCAACAGAGAAGAAUUCUCUCUCUAAAGGAAGGUUUUCCUCACAAGGUGACAGUGAUAAGAAAAUCAAAGGUUCAGCUAUAAAUGAAAGGCAUGCAAGUUUGACAGCUUCUUCCAAACCCAAUCAUUCUGAAAAAAUGAAACCCAUGCACAAGGGGCCUUUAAAAAGCCCAUCUAACAGCAGUCAUAUUAAACCUACAGCCAAUGGAGGUGGGAAAUCUGGGGUCAGCUCUCAUGCUCCAGCUUUGAAGACAAAUGCGAACAAUAUUCCAAGACAACCAUCUGUUAAAGAACUUGGUCUGAAAAAAGCUAGUGGCCAUACAAAACCAACUAGUAUGGCUUCUGUCCAGCCUGAAGGUGUUAAAACCCCCAGCUCCAAGCAAAUAAACAACACUUCAUCUGCAAGGAGUAGUUUGAUUGCUGGACAUGGCUCACAAGGCAUGGGACCUGGUAGAUCAGGAAACAGCUCAGGAUUAAUACAACGAAACAGUGGCUCAAGCAUGGGACCAGGCCGGCCUAGCAACUUAUCAACUGUAGGAUCUGGCCGGCCAGGCAGCAGUUCAGGGCCAGUGCGUCCCACCAACAAUCAAAGUAUAGGACCUGGCCGGCCAGGUGGUAGUCUAAGUGGACUGGGAAGAGGUAACAGCUCAGGAUCUGGACUGGGUCACUCAAGCAGCACUUUAAUUCAGACUGCAAAACCAAAGUGCACUGUUGUAUCAGAAACAAUUUCAUCUAAGAAUCUGGGCCCAAAGCAAGGAAGUGCCCCAAUGAAUGGAAUGAGGCCAUUUUCACAGCAAAGACCUGGCUAUCCAUCACAAGGUUUUCCAAGGCCUUCUCUUCCACCAAUAACAUAUAAAAGGCAAUAUGAAGAUGAAGAUGAAGAGGAUUCUGAAAUGGAAGACUUCAUUGAUGAUGAAGGAGAGCCGCAAGAAGAAAUCUCUAAACAUAUUAGAGAAAUAUUUGGCUAUGAUCGCAAUAGGUAUAAAGAUGAAAGUGAUUAUGCCUUACGUUACAUGGAAAGCAGCUGGAAAGAGCAGCAGAAGGAGGAAGCCAAAAGAACUCUUAGGAAAUGGACUCUCUUUUGGGCCUUCCUGAUCACCUGGGACAUGUUGCUUUUCCAGUUUGAGACUUGGAAUAAAAGAAGAUCUAGAAGAGCUGAAACGUGAAGAGGAGGAAUUGAAACGCAAGAAGCAGGCAAAGAAGCUAAGAACUCAUUAACUGAUUUGCCGCUACUGAUUUUCUUGUUACUCCUCCUUUGUCCCUAUUCUUCUGCUUCUCCCAGCUUUCAGCUACAGUUUUACUUUGCACACGAAAGAGUAACAAACUGUGCAGAAGAUGGAAAUCUAGAAAUAUGAGGUUGGCCUUCAUACUUAGUGGAAUUCUGCAGCUGAACAAGAAUGAUCUGGAGCAGAGUUUUUCCUCAAAUUCCCCUUUCCAGUUGUAAUUCCCACUGCCACUUUCUGUACUGUUGUGGAUCAUGGGCAGCUCUGACAGUGUAGCAAGUGGUGUUGGAACUUGAAGGGAGAAUCUGAGAAAAUUCCCAUCCCAGCACCUUCUUUUGUUAGGAGGCCUUUGCUUGGCUGUCAGUGCACUCCAUGGAUGGAAAAAGCCCUUAGGUUUAUGGAGAGCAACUCUACAUCUAAGCUGUGAUUCUGUAGCUUGGUCCCAAAACACUUAUUAAUAUCUGCCAAGGUUUUCUCUUUACAAAAUAAAUAAUGCACUAAUGGAGAAUUAGUUGCAAUAAAUGAAAGAAAUGAAUGUUACUAUUUUCAAAAGUAGUUCAAAGAUGCUAGCAAACUACUGAUAGACCGUGAACUGGCUUGCAUCAAGUGGGCCCACAAAUGAAUAAGCCAGUCUGUAUUCUUGUAUUAUUAUUUUAAAAUUAGGGCAUGCUUCUGUUCUCUCCUUUAAAAGGAGAGAACAGAAGCAUGCCCAAAUGAACAUUCACAUUUUUUGUUUAAGUAAAAGACAGAUUUUUUAAAAUGUAACUGUUAUUUUGACAUCAAUGUUAAUCUGUACUGUGAUUUCCUGUUUGAAAAGGGUUUCUGGAAAAGCAACAUACUGAAAAAUCAAAAUUUUUGACAUUACAUACUUUCCUGUACAACUAGCAACUGUGAAAUAAACAGUCAGCAGUAUCUAGCAUGCAGAAAGAGACAGCAGCAGCAGAUUUGCCAGUAUAAAUCCCUCCUGCCUGAUCUGCAAAAUGAACUUGCUGACGCUAGAUAUAGGGCUGUUUUGCUGGCCUACUGAAUUUCUUUUGGAGCCUUGGGGAAAACCCUGUGUAGUCCCAGUUAGAUUGAAGUUUCCCUUGAACUGGGAUUGUGCCCACUGCCUGAUACUUUCCUCUCCUGCUAUGCAGAAGAUUGAGUUGGGCUAUUUGUGUCAUUUAGAAAUUCUUCCAGUAUGAAAUAGGACCAAACUGAUCACUUUGCCUCCUAGCUGAAGCCUCAUUGCCAAAAAAUAAUAAAAAUAUAUCCUGAAAAAUGUACACUUUAAUGUUUUCUAUAUUAUUUUAUGACUUUCACUUAAUUAAUUUUAGGAAUAUGUUUUAAUAUAUAUUUCCCCACUUUUCCCCUCUAGUUUUAGAUUAAGUGCAUAUAGCGUAACACCUCCAAAGCCUACUGUACAUUACAGCUGUUACUUCAUCAUUCCAUCAUAUAUACUGGUUUAGUCUGCAUUCCAGUAUUCAUCUCAUAUGGGUGUACUUAUAGUUGUUCUGAACAAUCGCUUGAUGCAUUUGCUUGAAUGAUUUUUCAGGAGACAUAACAGCUCUCUUAAGUUUGUCAAAAGGUUAUUUCUGUUUCUGUAACCAUGGGCUGAUUUCAAGUUUGACACACUGUACUACAAAAGAAAUGAAAGUAAAUGUGUGAAUGUUGUGAAUGCUAUAGGUUUAUUAUGCUCUUGAAUUUCAGUUCCAUUUUUAGUGUUUUAUUCAUGUAGCCAUAAUGUGAAGUCACAACAAAAAGAUAGCAUUACAGUUCCUCAAAAUUGCAUCAACCAGCUUUCUUUGGACUUUCUGUUCUUCUAAAAAUCAAGACUAAAACAUUUUAGAUAGGCAUUGGGUGUUGUGGCAGGGA
Molecule: messenger RNA, 4183 nt
Organism: Pogona vitticeps (central bearded dragon)
Lineage: Eukaryota; Metazoa; Chordata; Lepidosauria; Squamata; Agamidae
Source: RefSeq, a predicted model, not a curated record